AUGGCCAUUACCAAAUUUCUCAAGGCUUACCUUCCCGUCGCCGUCGUCGUCUUCUUUUUCGUCCACAAUGUUUCCUCCAUCGGAAUAAACUACGGCACCGUAGCAAACAACCUCCCGCCGCCCAAACAGGUGGCGCAGCUCCUCCAAUCCACCAUCAUCAGCAAGGUCAAGAUCUACGACACCAACCCCGAAAUCCUCGAAGCCUUCUCCAACACCGGAAUCGACAUAAUAGUAUCCGUACAGAACUCCGAAGUCGCCAAUCUAAGCUCCAGCCCCGCCGCCGCCGACCGGUGGUUCACUUCUCAUGUCGCUCCUUUCAUUCCGGCGACAUCCAUAGUCGCCAUUGCAGUCGGCAACGAGUACUUCACAACUGCAGCAGCCGGAGAUGCCGGCGAUCCCAACGACGCAUUAUUCCAGGCCAUGCAGCACGUGCAUGGAGCAUUGGUGGCACGUGGCCUCGACCGGAAGAUCAAGGUCACCACGCCGCACAGCAUGGCGGUCCUUGCGUCGUCAUUCCCGCCGUCAGCUUCCACUUUUGCUGCUAUGCUCCUCCCCGCAAUGACGGCCAUCGUCGGGUUCUUGGCCGACACCAGUGCGCCGUUCAUGGUGAAUGCGUACCCCUACUUCGCCUACCGCGACAAUCCGAAGACGAUCGAUUUAGAGUACGCAUUGCUGGGGAAUGGGACAGGGGUUGGUGAUCCGAAGGGGUACACGUACCACAACAUGUUGGAUGCGCAGAUUGACGCUGUUCGAUCCGCCAUCGCCUCCCUCGGAUUCGGAAACCGUUCGAUCAAGAUAGUCGUGUCAGAAUCUGGGUGGCCAUCGAAGGGCGACCCCGGAGAAACCGCAGCAACACCUGACAAUGCAAGGACUUACAACACAAGAUUAGUGCAACGCGCGCAAACAAAUAAAGGGACUCCGAUGAAGCCCAACGAGAGCAUAGAGAUAUUCGUGUUCUCCUUGUUCAACGAGAACAAAAAGCAGGGCGGAAGCAGCGAGAGGAACUUCGGCAUAUUUUCUGCCGACGGUUCUAAAGUGUAUGAAGUGGAUUUGACCUGCCAGUUCUGUUCGGAAAAUGGGGAGAAACUCGGAUUCGGUGAAAAGCCACCCGGGGCAGGAAUCAACAGGGGUCCAUCCGUGUGGUGCGUAGCGAAACCACACGCCGAUGAGAAGGUGAUCCAGGCGGUGGUGGACUUCUGCUGCGGACCUGGAGGAGUCGACUGCAGGGAAAUCAACAAGAAAGGAAACUGUUAUGCACCAGAUAAGAUACAUGCACAUGCUUCGUAUGCCAUGAAUGCCUACUAUCAGAUGCACGGAAGGAACUACUGGAAUUGUGACUUCAAAGGGACGGCCUUAGUUACCUUCACCGAUCCAAGCUAUGGACAAUGCAGAUAUGCACAACAGUAAAGGCACACAGUGAAAACUUCAAGAAUUAUUACCAAGGGGAAGAGGGCAUUGGAUGCUUUUGAGGAUGUCAAAUUCUCGAUUGCUGUUCUUUCCUCUCUGUAUGUCAA
Messenger RNA from Andrographis paniculata, 1514 nucleotides. Its product is annotated as glucan endo-1,3-beta-glucosidase 12-like. Gene Ontology annotation, biological process: carbohydrate metabolic process. The record is from RefSeq and is a predicted model, not a curated record. Bases 1 to 1407 code for a protein of 468 amino acids. The transcript has 2 exons. NCBI's taxonomy places the organism in Eukaryota, Viridiplantae, Streptophyta, Magnoliopsida, Lamiales, Acanthaceae. Gene Ontology annotation, molecular function: hydrolase activity, hydrolyzing O-glycosyl compounds. Gene Ontology annotation, cellular component: plasma membrane.